Molecule: messenger RNA, 1913 nt
Organism: Carassius auratus (goldfish)
Lineage: Eukaryota; Metazoa; Chordata; Actinopteri; Cypriniformes; Cyprinidae
Product: regulator of cell cycle RGCC
Exons: 5
Coding region: 127-507 (126 amino acids)
Biological process (GO): regulation of cell cycle
Source: RefSeq, a predicted model, not a curated record
GCGAUAUUUAAACACCCCACCGGGCACAGCGCGCGCACUCACGAGCUCAGGAGCAAGACACAGCCCGUGCAUUAACGAGAGGAGAUCUGUCUUAUAUCGGAGUUUAACACACAAGGACUACAGAAGAUGAAGUCUCCAAAGAUGAAGUCACAGAACAAAUCCUUUCUUGAGGACGUUGGCGAUCUGAACGCUGUGUUGUGUGAAUUCGACGCGGUCAUCGAGGACUUCUCGUCUCCUGUGGAGAAGCGACACUUCAGAUAUGAUGAGCACUUGAGAACCAUGAAGAGACGGAGCAGCGCGAGCGUCAGCGACAGCGGCAUCAGCGACGCCGAGAGUGCAGAGUCCUUGAGCAGUUUCAGCUUCAGUGAGGAGAAGCUCAACUCUCCCAGCGUCUUCUCCCCCUCAUCAAACAGUCCUUUGGUCACAUCUCCUAAACCUAAACUUGGAGACACUAAAGAGCUGGAGGACUUUAUUGCUGACCUUGACAAAACAUUAGCAAGCAUGUGAGUAAGAGACGGGAUGACUGGGGCCCACCACACUGUAGCUCCGCUGGGGGACGCCAGCCAGACCGCUCCUGAUAAACCUGAAUCACUGUGAAGAUGGAGAAGACAUGGUCAGGGUUUCACAUGCUGAACGACGCCGUUCGAGAAGGCUUGGUGCAUACUUACGCCCAUACAAAAACUCAAAUACAUAUGCGUAAGAAAGACUCUUUUGACAGGAAUGGCUUGAGCUGUAAGAUUAUUUAAAUCGCUUUUGUAUAGAAAUAUAUUUUUUUGAUUUUAUAGAGUCGGUUCUUGUAAAUGUAUCUGUAAUACCAUUUUGUGAAUUUAUAUUUUUGUAUUUCAUGUAAAUAUUGUUUUAGACUCAGUCGCCUUGCUAUAAGCCUCUUCUGCCACAUGGGAAUAAACGUAAUUCUUAAUUCAUUAGGAAAACUGGAAAAGCAAUAUGACAUGUAUUUAAUACAACUAAUGUCUUAAAGAGAUUCGAGAUGUUUCGUGGCAUUAUUUCAUUGUGUGUCUUAUAGCAUCAGAAGCUUUCUGCUUGUUUCUGCAGUAUUUUCUCUUUCAGGGUGGACAGAAGGUAUACUUUAAGACACCAAGGUCUGAGGCAUUGACAUAUUUUAAGAUCAAUCAGUAUGAGUUUAUUUCAGUUGUAACAACUCAGACUUACAUUUUGGUCUGGGACUAAGCGUAAGCCUUGUCUGUGAAUCCAGGGGUAAGAGUAAUUAAUUCAGGGCUGUGGGUCAGUUAUCUAAAGCUCUUGAGCAGUGUGUAUGAUUGACCCCACAGCAGGGGCUUGAGAGCGUGAGCAGUUGCUCAGGAGAAAAUGUGACACCUGGUCACCUCCUCAGCACUUCGUGUCCAAAUCUGUCUGAUCUGCUCAGUCACCAUGCAUUUAUAAUGUUAAAGAAGAAGCGAUCAUCUCUACAGUAUGUUCAUUUAUUAUUUGAUUGGACUGCUAAUUGUUAAACCACUAAAAAAUAAAGAAAAAUGCCAAAUAACUAAAUAACAUGUUUGGAAUCAGAAACAAUGUUGUUUGAAUGAAGUCUUAUGCUCACUAAUGCUGCAUUUAUUUGAACAGAAAUACAGUAAAACCUGUAAUAUUGUGAAAUAAUACAUUUGAAAAUCUAAUUUAUUCCUGCAAAGCAUCAUUACUCCAGUCUUUAGUGUCACUGUAACAAAUAGACUUUUAGUUUGUUCCACUGUUUUCUGUUUGACCUAGUUUCCAUGCUCCCUUGAUUAGCUCAUUCCGUUCACCUGUGUUGCUUUAAUGAUCUUGUUUGUGUCCCUAGUAUUUAAGCCCUGUGUUUUGGCCCUUGCUCCUCAGUUCUGCUGUUAAUGUUGAAUAUUUAUGUUGAUUUGUGUCCAUCUCCUGCCUGAAAGUUUAUUAAAGAACUCUCUUGUUGAUUUUUA